Prorocentrum cordatum is the source of this 816-nucleotide messenger RNA. Lineage: Eukaryota; Dinophyceae; Prorocentrales; Prorocentraceae. The record is from the annotation of a GenBank genome assembly.
GUGGAGCUGGCCUGGGACUUCCCGCACAAGGAGGUCGCGAUCCUGGAUUUCUGGAUGAGCGCCGGCUCGAGCGAGUCGAACGCCUUCCUAAGCCGCUUCAGGUUCGCAGCAGAGACGCUGAAGUACCACCUGCAGUUCGUGCCCCACUACCACAUCUUCGAGCUCCCCGAGGGAACGGACGACCGAGGCUUGUGCGUCCCGCACACCAAGUCAAGGUUCUGCGCGCCCGACCCCGACGGCGACGGGCCCAUCACCGGGGCGGCCGUGGCGCUGGAGGACCUGAGGCAGCUCUGCAUCUGGAACCUCACCGCGCGCCGGGAGCCCGGCGCGCCGAAGGGCGCGCUGUACUCCCAGGAGUUCUGGGAGUACGCGUCCACGUUCAUGCAGGACUGCCUCGCCAGGGCCGCCGUCGACGAGGAGUGCUCGCUCGGCAUACUGAAGGGCCUGGGUAUCUCUGUGGACGCCGUCAAGCAGUGCAUGGACCUGAAUUUCCAGACGUACUUCGAGACGCAGAAGAGGGAAGUGGCGUGGAGCGACCAGGCCCUCCGGCUGAACGGCUGGCGGUACACGGGCCCGCUGGACCCGGAGUCGGUCGUCAAGGCGAUCUGCUCCAGCUUCGACCCCUCGCCCCACGAGUGCACCGCGCUGCUGGACAGCAUGAAGUACAGCCGAGCCGCUUCUGGCGUCGGGCACUGGGCGGCGGUGUCCUUCCGGGCGCUGGCCUGGACGAUCUUCCUGCUGCUCGCCGUGCUGGCCCUGGCGUUCCUGUUCUACAAGAGGCACGUGACGCAGUCGGUGCGGAAGGUGCUUCGGGAG